Molecule: messenger RNA, 3952 nt
Organism: Centropristis striata (black sea bass)
Lineage: Eukaryota; Metazoa; Chordata; Actinopteri; Perciformes; Serranidae
Gene: dync2i1
Product: dynein 2 intermediate chain 1
Exons: 23
Coding region: 92-3586 (1164 amino acids)
Biological process (GO): intraciliary transport
Cellular component (GO): cytoplasmic dynein complex
Molecular function (GO): dynein heavy chain binding; dynein light chain binding
Source: RefSeq, a predicted model, not a curated record
AGGGAUUUACCAUGAUGGCGGCGUCAUUACAAAAAUAUGAGUUGAUUUUCGGCGUUUGAAAGACUUUAAAAAUAAAACCACAGAUGAGAACAUGCACAGUGAUAAGAAAAUAACCAAGGAAGAUACAUGGAGGCCAGCUGAACUAACAAAACACAUCAGGGAGGGAGGACAUGGUGAUGGCUAUGUCAGGAGGCGGGAUGACAAUGAGAGAAAGCACCGUGGUGGGGAAUCAACAGAGAGACGCCACAGAGACCCAGAGAAGGAGUCCAGAAGAGAGAGAGACAAGCCCAGGGAAAGGGAGAGUACAAGGGAGAGGCAAGAUGAAAAUGAAAAAGACAGAUAUGCAGAUCGGCGAAAACAGGGCUCACAAGAUAGGAGAAGCGACAAUGAAAGAGACAAAAGAGAUGACAGGGAGAAGAGAAGGGAAAGGGACAAGUUGACAGAUGGAAAGAGGUAUGAUGAGGAUUACAAGAGGCGGGAUAGAGAGGAAAAGCAUGAAAGGGAUAAGGAGAAAGAGAAAAAAAGAGAUAAGGAGAAAGAAAGGGAUGGAGAGAGACGAAAUGAGGAGGACAGGGACAAAAGGAGGGAAGAGAGACACAGGGAAAGACGGUCAGAAGAACAGAGAAGUGGAGAAAAAGAUAGGAUGGAAAAGCCGGAGAGGGAGAAAGAAAGACACAGAGAUAAAGAGAAAGAAGGGGAUGGAGAGAGACGUAAUGAGGUGGACAGGGACAAAAGGAGGGAAGAGAGACACAGGGAAAGAAGGAGAGAAGAGCGGGACAGAGAAAGAGAUCAGACGGAAAAGCACAAAAGGGAGAGGGAGAAAGAAAGACACAGAGAUGAGGAGAAAGAAAGGGAUAGAGAAAGACGUAAUGAGGAGGACAGGGACAAAAAGAGGGAAGAAAGACACAGGGAAAGAAGGAGAGAAGAAGGGGACAGAGAACACGGGGCUGAGAGACAGAGACACGAGGGAAGUGGAGAACGAGAUCGGAUGGAAAAACAUGAAAAAGAGAAGAGAGAUCGGCAUCGAGAGAGAGAGCGACACAAAGAUGAAUAUGAAGACAAGAGGAAUGACAAAGACAGACGAGAGAGACACGGAGACAGAAAGCAUUUGGAGGGGAAGGAGGACAGAGAGCACAAAGAAGAACAGAGAAGACAUAAAGAGGAGAGAGAAAGGAGACACAAAGAGAGAGAAUAUCAUGAUGAAAGGCGGAAGCAUGACAGCGAAUCCAGGGAGCAUCGAGACUUGAAGGGGUCAGGUGAAGAGGUCAGCCGUCACCGCGGUGACAGAGAGCGAGCUGAGUGGGACAAACACAAAGAGAGGAGACACAGAGAGGAGGACGAAGCAGAGAGAAAUCACCACAGAGACAAGAAGGGAACAUCGGACAAAAGUCAUAAGCAAGACUCUAAAACUGAGGAUACAGCACUGGCCUCUGAGCACCAGACAACUACUGUGAAAGAUGUGGGAGACACAGAGAAACCUGUUGCCAACGAUGAGGAUUUGGCUGACCAGGAAUAUGAAGAUGACUUUGAGGAUUAUGAGGAGGAUUUUGAGGAGAUGGAUGAGAGCGCAAAUGAAGGUGAAGGUGAGGACGAGGAGGAGCCGCAGCAUGCAGAGGAGGGAGAAGAGAGGGAGCAACUUACAGCACAAAGGAGAAAGGAAAUUGAAGCAAUUCAGAGAGCCAUGGACGAAGAGAACGAGAGAGUGGGAACAGCUCAGUCCACACAAAUUACGAGCAGAGAGGAGGAAGAAGGGCCUAAAUGGUCCAGAGGAUCAGAAAACAACCAGAGGAGAGCUUCCCAGCGUGGGAAGUUUAUCGACUUUGUGGCCGCAAAGCAGCGUGAAGUCAGCAAAAAAGUUGCCACAAAACAGAAGAAACGCAGUGCAGAGCUUCUUCGCUUAAUUGAUCUGGAUUUCUCAAUGACAGCUUCUCUGUUGGAUCUGCCACCCGUUAAUGAAUAUGACAUGUAUAUCAGAACCUUUGGAACUGAAAACACUAAGCAGGCUUAUGUUCAGUGUAAUGAGGACAAUGCAGACAGAGACAUCCAGACAGAGGAGAUCGAGGUGUGUGAGAAGUGGACGCAGCAUCCUCCAGAGCACAUGGGAGCCUGUGGUGAUCCAAACCUCUCCCAGGAAACACGAAACAGAAGUGAACUGAGCUUUGAUUCACAGCGUCUGACAGCGUUUCUGCGCUCAGCCUCACAGGUGAUGGUGGUCCUGUUGGAAGAGGAUAGAGCUGAGAGGAGAUCCCUGAGGAAGCCCAGGUCUCAAACAGACACGCUGUCUUUCAGCGAUGGAAGUUUACAGCUCAACACUAAGUUGCCUUUCCUUUAUGGUCGUCCCAUCAGCCUGGUGCACUUCUCUCAGGUCCAGAGGCACACCAUGAUAUCAGUCCACAGCCCGACAACUAAGCCCAGCGCAGUGCGACUCGACAGCUACACCAUCAUCUGCAUCUGGAACAUCUGGGAGCCUUCGAAACCACAAAAAGUCCUCGUCUACGAAUCUGAGGUGCAGUGUUGUUGCUUCAGCCCUGGAAAGGCCACGCUGGUGUUUGCAGGAACAUCAGUUGGCUCUGUGGUGCUGUGGGACCUGAGGGAGCACGCUGGUGACCAUUACCGCUUGAAGAUAGGAGAGCAGGAGUGGACUUUCCGACAGCCGACCUUCUCCACCGACGCAGUGAUGGCCGGCUCAGGCCAUUUCUCCUCUGUGACGUCUGUAGAAGUCGUCCCCUCCGCUGCAGCAGGGGGCCUGAGGCCAGAGGUCCCCCUCCUGGCAUCUGAAGAAGAGUCGUCAGGACUGUCGUUCCAGCUGGCUUCUCUGGAUGAAACGGGGGUUUUAAAUUUCUGGGUGGUGGUGGAACUCCCAAAAGCCGACGAGGCAGGCUCCCUGACAGACCUCGGGCUCAGGCCUGGGGGCAAAGUGAAGUUGCUCCACAGCUCCCACCUCCUCACUGCUGAGAGGGUGUCACCUCGAGAUGCGGUGAAAACAGGGCCGCUAGAGACGCUUCUUUUAAAGUUCCUUCCAACAGACUCCAAUCAUUUCUUUAUCGGCACCAAUAUGGGUCUGGUCAAUCAUGAAACGAGUCACGGUUUGAAGGCUCCACCAAAGUUUUACAGGUUUCAGGAGCCUGGAGUCCGACCUGUUGAAGUCACCUCAAUCCACUUUUCUCCCUUCAGGCAACACUUGUUCUUGGUGGGUUGUGGAGACGGCACCAUCAGGCUGCAUGCUGUCAGCCAUGAGCAGCCUGUUGCAGAGUGGAAGAACAGUCCAGCUUCUGAGCCAGUGGUCUCACUACAGUGGACACAAACCCGACCAUCAGUCUUCUGUGUGCUCGAUGCAGCCUCUAACCUCCACAUAUGGGACCUGCUGAAAAAUGACACAGAGCCUGUGGUCACCGAAAAGCUUGACUCUGACAGAGUGAUGGCCAUGGCUGUGUUUGGAGACUCAGGACAACAAAACACAUAUUCAGGAAUAGCACUGGCACAUGAGUCAGGAAAGAUCGAGAUGCAGUACUUCGCAAGAGAUUUUACUGUGCCCAUGAUUGCAGAAGAGGAGAAAUUGGAGAGUAUGAUGACUGAAGCCUUCUGAAACACUGCAUCUCUUAUGGCUGCAUUUAUACUGAUGAGAUUGUGUUUGACUGCAUUUCAAAACUCUGGAAGAGCAUAAAGAUCAAUUUAUAAAUCUGAUUUUGUUACAGUCACUUUGUAUCUUUGUCAUAUUUAAUGAUGUGUGAUAGGUUUUUCCUCAUAGAUAAUUUUUCAUUAACAUCACUGUUCGAACAAGGUGGCUGAAUACCAAAGAUUCUUUACAGGGGCCACGAAAUGUAAUAUUCUCCAUGAAAAUAAGCAUAUAAUGUAAAAGUUGAUGUAAAUAUGUCUACUCUUUGAUUAAUGUUUAAUAUUUGUAUGGCAUUAACUACUUUCUUUUUUAUACAAUAAACUGGCAAUAUCUGUA